AUGUGGAAAGAUUUGCCAAAUGAUCGUGCAAGUACACCAAUAAAAAAAGUUUGUUUAUAUAAUGUUCCACGAACAUCAACACCAAAAUUGGCUAUAUCAAAAUGUUCAAUUCAUCGAUCAAGAAAAAAGAAAAAAGAAAUUUUAAAUAAUGAUUAUCGUCUUCUUUUUUACGGUCAACAAACAAAAAAACCUCACAAAAAAAAACAUUCAAUUAUUCAAAUUUGGUUUUUGUAA
Molecule: messenger RNA, 234 nt
Organism: Rotaria sordida
Lineage: Eukaryota; Metazoa; Rotifera; Eurotatoria; Philodinida; Philodinidae
Source: the annotation of a GenBank genome assembly